AUGCACAAAAUCAUUAGGCUUAAUUCAAGGCUUACCGGACCUUCAGGAUACGUAACGGAUGGGCCGGGAAAUUACAAAUACAAAACAAAAUGCACCUGGCUGAUAGAAGGAAAGCCCAACACGGUCUUGAGGCUCCGUUUUAAUCAUUUUGCAACAGAGUGCAGCUGGGAUCACCUUUACGUCUACGACGGGGACUCCAUCUACGCUCCGUUGCUGGCCGCUUUUAGCGGCCUGAUCAUUCCCGAACGGGACAGCAACGAGACGGUCCCCGAAGUGGCCGCCAGCUCUGGCUAUGCCCUUCUGCACUUCUUCAGCGACGCUGCGUACAACUUGACGGGCUUCAACAUCACCUACCACUUCAACGUCUGUCCCCAGAACUGCUCCGGCAGAGGGGAAUGUCGGCCCAUGAACGGCAGCCAAGCGGUUGAAUGUGAGUGUUGGGAACAUUGGAAAGGAGAGGCUUGCGAUAUUCCCAAUUGCCCAGAAGAUUGCGGCUUCCCCGAAAGGGGUCAGUGCAGCGUGAACGGAACUCAGGGCUGCAUCUGUUACCCGGGCUGGCAAGGUGUUGACUGCUCGGUUCCUGUUCCAUCGAAUCGCUCCUUUUGGACCCGGGAUGAAUUCUACGUCCCCAAACUCCCGCGCGCCUCUCACAAAGCCGUGGUCCAAGACGAGGUCAUGUGGGUGAUCGGUGGCUACAUGUUCAAUCACACGGACUCUCAGAUGGUCUUGGCGUAUAACCUGGAGUCCAGAGAAUGGAUGACCCUGGGCGGUUCUGUGAACACCGUGGGGAUCAGAUACGGCCAUUCGAUAGCCUUACACGAAAACAAAAUCUACAUGUACGGAGGCAAGGUAGACGAGAGCGGCAACGUAACCAGUCAGCUCUGGCUGUUCCACAUCUCCAACCAUUCCUGGGUUCCCCUGGUGCCAAAGGCCAAGGAGCAGUACGCUGUGGUGGGCCACUCGGCCCACAUUGUCACCCUGGAAGACGGCGCGGUGGUGAUGCUGGUCCUCUUUGGCCACUGCCCUCUUUACGGCUACAUCAGCAGCGUGCAGGAGUAUAAUCUAG
Molecule: messenger RNA, 1066 nt
Organism: Protobothrops mucrosquamatus (brown spotted pit viper)
Lineage: Eukaryota; Metazoa; Chordata; Lepidosauria; Squamata; Viperidae
Product: attractin
Exons: 8
Cellular component (GO): Golgi apparatus
Molecular function (GO): protein binding
Source: RefSeq, a predicted model, not a curated record